UGGUCAGUUGUCUAUCAGUGGGCGGUUUGUGCACUUUUCCUACACAUGUCAACAAACACGCGUUUGGCAAAACUCGUUGUUUUUUUACUAAGGCAUCACGCGGCACGGUACGUGACCCGGCGUAAACUAAUUGGAUCCCACGUGUUGGUGCACUAGUGAGCGCUACCGACGUCCGCUUCUUCCUCAGACCAAAACCGUCCUCCAUCGUUCCAUUGCUCAGUAACGUAACAGCAACCGCGUCUUAGCCUGAGGAUCAUAUGAUAGUUACUUCGAUUAUUUAGACGACACACUGUGUAGUCCCGUCGUACUGUACUGAUAUCUAUCGUUGUAGUCUCGACAAAUCGCAGUAUUACAGUUAGAAACUAAAUUUAAAUUUAUUAAGUUAACUGACAUUGUGUUAUUGUAAUCGGUGAUUAUAAAAUUAUUUGGGUAAAUGCAACACGAUCGGCUGCAAUACCUAUUAAAACAUUCGCCAAUAAUUAAAGUUAUUUGUUUGUACUGAAUAUUAUGGUUAAUAGACCUAAGGUACAGUUACCGAAUGGAGAUAAGUUCGAAUUGAUAUCAACACAUUAAUCACUAAUUUCAUAUUUCUACACCAUUUAGAAACGUUUUUGAUUAGGUUAGAAUGGAAGAAAGUAAUGCAUCCAAAGAUAAGCAAGAACAAUCCGGAGAUGACUCCGGUUACUCAUGUACGUCAAACUUAUCAAAGAGCAGUAAUAGUUGUAAAUCGCGUCAUAGUCAAAGUGCGUCAAGUAGAGACAGUUGUUUUGAAGAUAGAAAUUCUCCAACUUUAAAAUCAAAUGAAGAUGGUAAAAGUUCAACAUCAAACUCUAAGUCUCCGGACGAACCGGAACCAGCAGUCUUAAAAGAUUCGUCCGAUGAUUCACAAACGACGGCCAAUCAAGAAGAAACAAACAAUGUUGAUUUGGAACCUGAGCAAAUGACAUUAAACAAUUAUGAACAACAGAUAGGAGAAUUAUUUGAAAUAGAUAAAUUAAAACAACAAUCUACCGACCAAAUAUUAGAAUCAGAUUUAAACCAUGACAAAAACGAACCUAUUGAUGACUAUGAUAGAAAUAAAGGAGCAUUGUUACAAUUAGCUUCUUUGUGUCAAUCGUUUCGUGAAUACUUAAAAACCAAAUCUAUCAACAUAUACUCAAAUGAAUCAACAUUAAAAGAACUCAAUGACCACGAAACACAACUAAAAGAAAUCAUUGAAUCCAACGAAACUGUCGAUGGUUCUUUUGGUGUAGUCAUAUCGAUGACAAAUGGCUUAAUUAUAAACACAUCUAAUAGCAUAAUAAAAAAUAUGGGGUAUCCAAAAGAUAUGUGGCAGGGUCGAUCGUUUAUUGAUUUUAUCCAUCCCAAAGACCGAAUUUCAUUUAUUAGUUACAUGACUUCUGUGUUGACGAAUCCAUCUAUGGUUUCUGGAAGAGAUGGUAAGUCAACAGUGACUUUUCUAAGAGCAAAAAACAAUGAUGGAUUUUAUUGUAAUAUGCGUAAGUACGAAGAUCUUAAUGCUGGAUUUUCUGUCACGCAUAAAAAAGUACACUAUCAAGUGUGUAAGCUCACUAUUGCAUUUAAAGAAACAUUUUGUACCAACACACCUACAUGCCUGGUUGAAAUUAUUGCUAUUCACCAACCUCAGCUUCUAUUAAUCGUCAAAGCACAGUUAAUUCAUUCCGCUUACUCCUGUCCAGAGGAAAAAAAAGAAAAUCCACAAAAUUUUAUUACCAAACAUAAUGCGCUAUUAGAGUGGUGUUAUGUUGAUCAUUUGAUUAUCUCUCAUUUUGGAUAUUUACCACAAAACAUAAUUGGUAGAUGUGUUUUUGAUUAUUAUAAUAUGGAAGAUUUGUCUGUGAUAAAAGAAAUUUACGAAAAUAUGACAAAAGCCAGAAAUGUACCAUACAAAGGUAAACCAUACAGAUUCAAGUGCCAAAAUGGUGAUUUUGCACUAGUUCAAACAGAAUGGUCAAAUUUCAUUAACCCUUGGUCGGGAAGAGUAGAAUUUAUUAUUGGCCGUCACAAAGUGAUACAGGGUCCUUUAAAUCCAGACGUUACUACUCCUAUUGAUGAUAUUUCUUUUGAAAAAUCACCAGAAGACAAAAAAAACUCUAAAGAAGUGUGUGAUGAGGUGAAAAAAAUACUCAACAAGAAAGUGAUUGGAGCACCAAGUAUUUUACAAAAACUUAAGUCACCUAUUGAAACUUCCACAAAUCUUAAGAAGCAAAUAUCGAACAAAUGUAAAGAUUUAGCUAUGUUUAUGAACUUCUUAGUAGAUGGUAUAGAUCCAUCUAUUCAAAUACCAUUAGAAGUAGAAAUACAACCUGAACAUUAUGACAGUUUCUCUGAUCGUGAUUCAGUGAUGCUGGGAGAAAUAUCUCCACAUCAUAACCACGAAAGUAAAUCUAGUUCCGGCACACCGCCAAGUUACACACAACUUAACUAUAACGACAACAUACAAAGAUUUUUUGAAAGCAAUUUUAAGAGGGUUCCUUCAGACAAUACAAGCGUAGAGAGUUAUUCGAAAUCUGGAAGUUUGGAAGAUACCUCUCAUUUAGAAAAGUUCGUAACUUCUAAUAAAGUGAAGGCGGACCAGUUGUUAUUAAUGAAGAAUCCAUCUUCCUCAAUCGCUAAUGCUGUUAGCAAUCAAGAAUCUUCAAAACUUUACUCAGAACAGAAAUCGAAACGUAUCAAACAACCACCACCACUUACUCAAGCUAUGCUUCUUCGACACAAUAAAAAAAUGGAAAAUGAUUUGGUGAAACAACAUAAAACUAAUGCAAAACGAUUCAAAUUUUUUGAAAAAUUAAAAAAGAAUGUCCAAGAAGAAUUAAAUGACACAUCCGACACUACUCAUGGAAUAAAACGUAGUAAUUCCAGCAUGCAUGAUAAUAAGAUAGCCAAAAGGAAACACGCGAUGGUUAACAAUCCAACUACUGUAAAUACACAGACGCAAGAUAGUGAAACAUCACCAAUGACUCCUACUGUGGCCAGAUCUACACAAAUUUGGCCUCCUUGUUUAAUAAGUCGAGAUUCUCAGACAAUGGUUGACUUACCAAAACCUAAUCCUAAUCAUGUAUUAUACUAUAAACUUCCUUUAAGCAACAAUGUAAUGCGAGGGAAUCCUAAUGAAUAUGAAAAUAAUACUUUUAAUGCUUUAGCUGCACCCAACGGUAAAACUCAAGAUAAUGCGGCUGAGCAAUUACAACCUUUGACACUUCCUCUUUUUAUGACUAUUCCAGUGUUAAACCAAAUGACUCCCAAAGCUCAACUAUUUCAACCAUAUUUAUUACUACAAAAUCAGUCUUAUGCACAACAAACAUACAAAAAAAAUGCUCAAUUUCAAACAAAAUCGAAUUCUGAAAGAGAACAACCAAACACAAUGCCUAAAGAUCUAGAUCAAACUCAAAAGAAAACAAAAACGUCGCAGGCACAACAAGAAGAAAUAGUGACUAGUUCCGAUUCAGAAUGUAGACGAGAGAUAGGAAGUUUAAAAUCUAGUAAUGGAUGGAUAUUUGAAGAUAGUAGCUUGUAUUCAUCUAGCAUAAGAAACAAGACAGACAGCUUUGAGAGCUAUGUCAGUAGCGGGAAAGAUGAUUUAUCGUGGCCACUAGAAUUUGGUUUAUCUGGUAUCCGUCACCAAUUUAUUAAAAAACAGCCGUUUUGGAUGGAAGGUAUAAUGGCUACACCAGAUCUAAUAUUCCGUUAUCAGAUGCAACCUGUAGACAUGAACGAAGUUCUUCGACAAGACAUGAACGCGUUAAAAGAACUUACUCAACCUUUGUUAGUAAGUGAACAACUGCGACAAUUGUAUAUGGAGCUGAAUAUCAACACUAUAUCAAGACCAUUGUCUAACGAUGAUGAAUCAUCCUCUAAUAGUGGAGAAGAAUGUUUAAUUUCCAUUGGCGAAAACCAUGAAAAAUACAAUUUUGACAGGAUGGCUAUGAUUUACGAAGAAAAUGCCCCAUUACCACCGCCAACAAACCCCAUUGAAAUUUUCGAUAGAGUACAAUAAUAAUGCUUGCAUCGGGCGUCAAAAUGCCCAAGGCCGGUACUAUUCAGUACAUAAAAUUAUAAACAUCGAAAAAAUCGUUGAAACGUAUUAUAAAGUUAUUUAACUUUUUAACCCAGUUAUAUACUUAAUUAAUUAAAUGUUAUUGCUUAAUUAAAUGUUUGAGAAUGAGUUUUAAUUGUCAACUAUAUAAUAAAUCAAGUAUAAAAUAUAUUUUUUUUUUCUAUAAGAAUUUUCAUUUUUUUAUGUAAUUUGUUACGUUAUACGGUGUUUAAAUUAUAAUUAUUUGUUUUUAAUUGUUUUUUUUUUUACUUUCUUUUUACCUUAUAAAUAUUUUGUGUGUCGUCCAGUUACAAAAGCACGUAUGUCCAAACAUUUAUUUUUUCAAUUUUCUUUUUUCCUAUCCAGUUGUAAGCUCUUUUUAGUCAAGUUAAAGCAAACUUACAAAAAAAAAAAAAAUUCUGCACAGAGUAACUCAGAGCAUAAGAGC
Messenger RNA from Daktulosphaira vitifoliae (grape phylloxera), 4505 nucleotides. RefSeq names its product period circadian protein (gene per). The transcript is spliced from 26 exons. Gene Ontology annotation, biological process: circadian regulation of gene expression; entrainment of circadian clock by photoperiod; negative regulation of transcription by RNA polymerase II. Gene Ontology annotation, molecular function: transcription cis-regulatory region binding; transcription corepressor binding. The record is from RefSeq and is a predicted model, not a curated record. Gene Ontology annotation, cellular component: nucleus; cytoplasm. Bases 626 to 4018 code for a protein of 1130 amino acids. NCBI's taxonomy places the organism in Eukaryota, Metazoa, Arthropoda, Insecta, Hemiptera, Phylloxeridae.